GCUGCUCAAUGAGUCAGUGUCGUUUCCACACUGUCAACGCGGUAACUGCGCGGUGCAGUGACCCACAUGCUGGUUGGCCCUCUCAAGUUCAAUCUGGGACAAGGAACAAAGAUAGUAAAAUGAAGCUGGCAGCCCAAUGAGAGGUAGAAGAGUCCCUGGUAGAUAAACUGAAACAAUACCACCAUUCAGAUGAGAGAGAGACGCCCUGCGGAAAUAGUCAAAUGAGGCAGGUCAUCGUCUUCCUUUUGAGAGUUAUACACACUCCGAGCACAGAGUCUGCACUACAGUGCUGCCACUAUUCAUGUCAGCACCUGACAUAAGUGUGAGGAUGGAGAAGAAGUUGGGUGUUGACCCGCAGAUGGAGACACCAGAGGGAGGCCUGAAGGAGCUGGUGCUGAGGUGGUUCACUGAGACGCAGGCGGCGCUCAUCCUGAACAAUGGAAACUUCCCCGACUGGUUUCAAGGCUUCGCUGCGAGAAAGGACGCAGAAGAUCUAUUGAGAGAUAAAGCUCUGGGCUGUUUUCUGAUUCGCCUCAGUGAUAAAGCCAUUGGCUACAUCCUGUCCUACAAGGGCCACGACAGGUGCCGCCAUUUUGUCAUCACCCAGAAUCCAGACGGGCAGUUUGCCAUAUCAGGGGACUGUCAGACUUACCACAGUCUCACAGAGCUGAUAGAGCAUUACAAGGUCAGCCCCAUCCAGCCCUUUGGAGAAUGCCUGACCUCCUGCUGUUAUGAGGAAAACACAGGUGAACUGUACGAUGUGGUGAAUUACAACCCCAGAAGGAAGUCUGGGGUGAGCGUCCAAGCUCUGAGGACUCUGUGGGACCAGAAAAAUGAUCAUCACAGCAACCCUGGCAACAAUCAGAGGACUCAGCAGCACAAUACCCCUCCUACAGUGCAGCCGCCUGCACUGCCUCCUAAAUCCAAAAGCAGAAAGCUGACGGGAACAGUGUCUGUAGACGCAAUGUCCCUCUCACAGGGCGUACCUCCAGUACCAAAACGAGGCGUUCCUCUGGGCUUCUCCCUGAGUGGUUCUCUGCCGGACACAACAUCCCAUCCAAGCGAAACCCAGACCAACCCAAACAGAUCGGAGCGACUGCGCGGAAACACAACCCCAGUGCCGAUGACAGACAGAGACUCGUUUGAUACCACUGACACAAGCUAUCCUGGGGAUCUUUGUCCAUCGGGUACCACAUACUCUGAGCUGACACAUGUGGAGAGCAGGAGCAAAUCUCUACCACACCUGGACAACAACAAUAUGGAGGAGGAGGAGUACUCUAACCAUCUCAGUAGUCCCUCCUUCACAACAUCAGCAGCAUCUUAUUCACCCACUCACAUGAAGAGGGUCACCUGCCACACGUACUCCCUCCAUGAUCCCGGGGCUCAGAGGCCGAACACCUCCAGGUCAGAGCAGCAGAGCGAUGAUCUGGAACUGCUGAGGCCCAACCCCUUGUACCAGGCCUCCGAGGGGCCCGGAGGGCAUUCAGGUCAGCAGGGAGACAGCAUGUACGCUGAGGUCCCCCAGAGGCCGACCCCCGCUGGUCAACCGGAAGACACCUACGAGCAGAUCCCCGGGGAGGCCGCCGCCGCCGUCCAAGGCAACACUUAUGAGUCGCUGGACGAUAUUAAGACCAAGAAGUCCAAAUCCACCUGGGGGAAAAAUAAUAUGAAAUGGAAGAAAUUCCUUCCCGAUUACAAGAAGAAAUAAGAAAGACUCAUCAUGUGGAUACUUUUGUGUUCAAAAGCCGAAACGACUGUUUGAUAUUUAGUUAACAGAGACGGAGGUGAAAUGAGUAUUACAAAUGUAUCAAACUUUAUUAAUAUUAUUUAUUCUGGUCAUUUUCCUGACAUGUUUUCUAUCUCACAAUUUUAGCAA
This is a messenger RNA of Xiphias gladius (swordfish), 1876 nucleotides long. Its product is annotated as SH2 domain-containing protein 7. Gene Ontology annotation, cellular component: cytoplasm. The record is from RefSeq and is a predicted model, not a curated record. The transcript is spliced from 7 exons. Bases 302 to 1708 code for a protein of 468 amino acids. NCBI's taxonomy places the organism in Eukaryota, Metazoa, Chordata, Actinopteri, Istiophoriformes, Xiphiidae.